Messenger RNA from Olea europaea var. sylvestris, 678 nucleotides. RefSeq names its product 40S ribosomal protein S25. Gene Ontology annotation, molecular function: structural constituent of ribosome. Gene Ontology annotation, cellular component: cytosolic small ribosomal subunit. The transcript has 4 exons. The coding region runs from base 151 to 477 and encodes 108 amino acids. NCBI's taxonomy places the organism in Eukaryota, Viridiplantae, Streptophyta, Magnoliopsida, Lamiales, Oleaceae. The record is from RefSeq and is a predicted model, not a curated record.
AACAAACGACGCGCUUAUCUUGUUAUUGUGUUGGGCAAAUAAAAGGGCCAGUGAUCGGUACCCUAUUAGGUUCUCGCCUUCUCUGUCACCACACUUCCUCUCGUGACAUUAUUGACAGCCGCUCUCCGCCGUUUCCUCUCUACACUUCCGAUGGCGCCGAAGAAGGAUAAGGCUCCCCCUCCAUCGUCCAAGCCAGCAAAAUCUGGUGGUGGAAAGCAGAAAAAGAAGAAGUGGAGCAAGGGAAAGCAAAAGGAGAAGGUAAACAAUAUGGUGUUGUUCGACAAGGCGACAUACGACAAGCUGCUCUCUGAGGCUCCCAAAUACAAGCUUAUCACCCCUUCUGUACUCUCCGAUCGUCUCAGGAUUAGUGGAUCACUUGCAAGGAAGGCAAUCAGAGAAUUGAUGGCUAGAGGUUUGAUCAGAAUGGUGUCGGCCCAUUCAAGCCAACAGAUAUAUACUAGGGCAACCAACACUUAAUGGUUUCAUUUUCUUGCUUAGAGAGCUUGAUGAAUUUUGUUGCUUAGACUUGCGUUGUGUUUCCUUAAGCUCAAGUUUAUAUGUGCAAGAUAUUAGGACACAUCCGGCUAGUUAACUACAUAUUUACCAUUAAAUUGUUGAGCUUUAUCCCUUUUGCAUGUUGAUUGGUGAUUUAUUCAACUUUCUUGGCAGUUUUCUUCC